AUGGAACCCCCGCCGUUUCAGGAAUCGUCGCGGUGUGACGUUUGCUAUUGCAGCUUCACCACAUUUCGCCGACGGCAUCACUGCAGAUGUUGUGGUCGAACAUUGUGUGCUGAGCACUCUUCAAAUCAAAUGGCAUUACCUCAGUUUGGUCUCUACACUCCUGUCAGAGUUUGUGCAGAUUGCUUUAACAAUUCUUCUAGAUUGAGCAAAGAUGAUGCACCCGCUGUUUCAAAUGGGAGCAGCAUUGUCACAGAUUCGAUUUCACGACUUGAUAUCAAUUCAGAUAUUGGGAAUAAGAUUGAAGAACCUGUAAAGGCUACCUCUGUCCGAGUUAUUCCAGAAUGCAAGUGUGGAAUGCCUUUAUGUAUCUGUGAAGCACCGGCUGCACCAAAGGAUAAUGUUAACUCAUUGAUGACAAAAAGUGCCGCUACUGUCAUGGUUCGUUCUAAUCCCAAACCAAAAAAAGUGGAAACACCACGAAGUAGAGGGUCCACAUCAAACAGCAAGCCUGGGACAGUUUUCAAUUCGGGUCAAGCCACUAAUGACAAUUUGGAAAUGGAUUAUGAAGCCAGUGGAGAGGGUAUGAGAGAGGCGAUAAAAAAUGGUGAUACUGCUGCUGUCAAGAAGCUUCUGAACCAGGGGGUGGAUGCUAAUUUCUGUGACAAGCAAGGAUUGUCCCUUUUACAUCUGGCUGCAGUUUUUAAUAAAACGGAUAUUGCUUUUGCCUUGAUGGACCAUGGAGCAAAUGUGCACUUCAAGAAUUCACAAGGUGAAACACCGCUAGAUUGUGCCCCUGCGACUUUGCAGUACAAGAUGAAAAUGAAGAUUGAAGAGAGCCAGAGAUAG
Molecule: messenger RNA, 846 nt
Organism: Oldenlandia corymbosa var. corymbosa
Lineage: Eukaryota; Viridiplantae; Streptophyta; Magnoliopsida; Gentianales; Rubiaceae
Source: the annotation of a GenBank genome assembly